AUGCAACACAUUAAAUCAAAUAGUGCUUUAGUAUCUAUUGCUCGUCAAAAUGCUCGUAAUUUUAUUAAUGCAAAAAAUACCGCUGUAUUAACUCAUAACAGUAGUCAUACUGGUGGUUUCUCAAAUAGAGGAACCACAACAACUGGUGGUGGUAAUGGAGUAAAAUAUUGUGGAUCCAAAUUUAAUCAAAGCUCUCAAUUUUCUACAAGUUCUAACAGUCUUCUUCAUCAAAAUUUUAAUAAUAAUUUAAAUUCUAUAAAUGAUUUCUUUAAUUCUGGUUUAUGUUUUGGCAAUAGUAAAUCAGAUUCAUCAUACAAUCACCAAUCUUUUUUUUCAACAGAUGAUUUCAACAAUCAUAUAUUAGAAAUAAUACAAGCAUCCUCUUCAAAUACAGAAAAAUUGUUUGAAAUUGAAAAAGAAUUUUCAAGUAUAAAAAAUUAUGGUUUAACUCCAAACACCCAGACAUAUAAUCUUCUACUUGAAACAAUUUGUAAAUCAAGACUUGAAAAUUAUUCGAUUUCCAAAUUAAAGAAUUAUUUUAAUCAGAUGCUUAAGGAACAAAUUGAACCAGAUUUUUUGACUUUUUUUAUUUUAAUAAAAAAUAUAUGUAAAAGAGAUCAUGAGAUUUACAAUCAAAAAAAUUUUUGGGAGUUGAGAUUGAAGAUGGACGGUGAUGAUCUUUUUGCUCUUAAGAAAAUUGAAAAUAUUAACGCCGAAGAAAAAAAUUUAGAUUUUGCACUUGGUUUGUUCAAAGACAGUCUUAUAUUCAUCGAUUAUGAUGGUGAAACAUGCGAUAUGCUGUUACGUUCUCUUGCCGAACGUGUCAGAGUUGAAGAUGCGAUGUUUAUAUUUCAUUACAUGAGUACAAAUAAUAUCACCUCACAAUUUACAUAUUGCUAUUUAAUUUCUUUGUAUGGAAACCUUGGUGACAUCGAAAAAACAUUGGAAUACUAUAACGAGUACAUCUCAACAACUACAACCACUUCAUAUUAUAAUUAUAAUAAAGAGCCAUUAUCCAUAUAUAAUUAUUUAAUUUCUGCUUAUAUAAGGUGUAGUGAUAUCACAAGUGCGUUAAAUAUAAUAGAAAAAAUUAUUCCUGAAAAUGGUCUUUUGCCAAACGAAUGGUCUUAUUACUAUUUAAUAAGAGAUUUAUGUGCAAUUGGUGAAAUUGAUUUGGCCGAAGAAUGGUUCAGUAGAUUAAGGGACGAUCCUUCAUUACCUAAUCCAUCUGCUCAAGCAUACUCUACAUUGUUGUUAUAUCAUUCAACAAACGGCGAUUAUCAAAAAGCAGCCGAGAUAUAUUAUGACAUGAAAACGGAGCAUUUACAUCUUAAAUAUUUGGAAUUCAGCGUCUACCUUUAUUCAACAGUCAACCAUGAUCCCGACAACAUAAAAAAUAUACUGGAUGAUUCAUUUCAACUAGGUCAAGCCCCCGACUAUUUUCUUACAAAAGUAAUAAUUGAUCAUUAUCUUGAAAAUGAAAACCCUUUGGAAGCAUUAGAUAUUAUGACCAGGAUAUUGAUAAGCUUUGAAAAUUCGAAAUACAGAUCAGAAAAUAUUACGCAUUACGAAGAAUUAUUAAACAAGUUGAUUUUGGAUUCUAGAAUUGAUUUGAAAGAUUCGAUUGAUAUGAAAUUUAAAUUUUAUAAUCAAAAUUUCAGAAUACCACCUUUAAUCCACCACACGUUAAUCAAAAAAUACAACCAACUUAAAUGCGAAUCAAACUUCAUCUCUCAAUUAAAAUCACUGCCAGAUACUUAUAUCACCUGUUUAUUCGAUAGUUUUGGAGCAAAAAUCUUUUUGUUUGAAAAAUUUAAAGAUAAAAAGGAUAAAAAUAUCAAAUAUGUGGAUGGGUUAUUAAUGUUAAUGAAAGAUUUUGUCUCGGCCGAGAUUACAAUUCCUUACAACACCGCAAGAAAAUAUCACGAACAUUUGAAAGGGUUGAACGAAAAUAAUGCAGCUGAGGAAUGGGAUCAAUUAUAUUCAAAAAUGUAUAGUAUUGACAAACAAAUGCCAACUAAAAAAAUAUUUGGUCGACAACCUACAAUGUUGGAAAUUAAUCGUUCAUCUGAAUUAGCAAAUAUUUGUAGAGGUACUACCAAUAUUGAGGUUGGUGCAGUAUUGAAGGGAAUCAAGAAAAUGUUAAGCGAAGAUUUAUUGCCGACACCGGAACUUAUUAGUCAAGCAAUUCGAAACUUGGGAAAAGCUAGAAAUUUAAAAGAGGCAAAAGAAAUUUACGAAUUAUCUUUGGAAUUUUGUAAUCAAUGGGAUGGUCAGGUUAGAGAUAGAUCAUUAUACUAUUCUCGUAACAGUAUGUUGGUCGCAUAUGCCAGUAAUCAUAUGGUGGAUGAAGCAUUUCAAAUUUACAAUGAAAUCAUUGAAAGUGGACAUCAUCCUGAUGCGAGUGCCUAUGCAGAUCUUUUGGUUGCUGAGGGUUCGCAUGACCCUGAUGAAGCCUCGACUGCUUUAAAACUUUACUCUGAAAUAAAAAGAUUCAAUAUCAGACCAACAAUUUACCUUUAUAAUGUUUUGAUUAGUAAAUUGGGUAAAGCACGUAAAUAUGACUUGGUAUGGGAGACAUACGAAGAUAUGAAAAAACAUAGGAUUUCUCCUAACGUUAUCACAUAUAGUGCCUUGAUUUCAGCUUGUACUCGAGUUAAAUCCGAAGAAAAGGCCAUUUCAUUGUUUCAAGAGAUGGAGAAUUCUCCCAAUUUUCAACCAAGAAUUGGUCCUUACAACACAAUGAUGCAAUUUUAUACAUGGGAUUUGCAUAAUAGAGAAAAGGCCUUCAAAUAUUUUGACGAGAUCCAAAAAUACGGAUUACUACCAUCUGAACACACUUAUAAAUUGUUGAUUGAUGCUUAUGUUACAAUUGAACCGUUUGAUACAAAGUCCGCAUUAGAUGUCUUUGAACAAAUGAGAAUGAAUGGAUCAGCACCACAAGCAACUCAUUACGCGUCAUUGAUUUAUGGAUAUGGGUGUUGUCAAGGCGAUAUAGAAAAUGCACUUAACGUCUUCAACACUAUGGAGUCUUUGUAUAAUGUUAGACCUGAUGAGAAUGCUUAUCAAGCAUUGUUUGAUGCUUUGAUAGCUAAUAAUAGAAUGGAAGAAGCAGAAGAAUAUUAUGAAUUAAUGUUAAACCAAGAAGAUGUCGAGUCAACACCAUAUAUUGAAAAUUUAUUUAUUAGAGGGUAUGGCCAACUGGGUCAAUGGGAAAGAGCGGAAACAGUAUUUGAAAAUAUGAUUGAUUUAAAUGAAAUUAAUGAUCGUGAAGGUGUACCGAGAGAACCUAGUACAUAUGAAGAAAUGGUUAAAGCAUUUGUUAUUAAUGGAGAAGUUGAAAAGGCAAAAGAAGUUGCCAGAGUUCUGGAACAUAAAUAUUUUCCAGAGACU
Molecule: messenger RNA, 3393 nt
Organism: Entrophospora candida
Lineage: Eukaryota; Fungi; Glomeromycota; Glomeromycetes; Entrophosporales; Entrophosporaceae
Source: the annotation of a GenBank genome assembly